This is a messenger RNA of Macrosteles quadrilineatus (aster leafhopper), 489 nucleotides long. RefSeq lists its product as uncharacterized. The transcript has a single exon. Lineage: Eukaryota; Metazoa; Arthropoda; Insecta; Hemiptera; Cicadellidae. Gene Ontology annotation, molecular function: nucleic acid binding. Gene Ontology annotation, biological process: DNA integration. The record is from RefSeq and is a predicted model, not a curated record. Bases 1 to 489 code for a protein of 162 amino acids.
AUGAAUGAAUGUGGGAUUGUUCACAGAACAACGGCACCAUAUCACCCAAACUCAAACGGCCAGGCUGAAAGAUACGUGCAGACUGUCAAGAAGGCGUUAAAAUCCAUGGAGGGAGAAAAGGGUACACUGCCAAAUAAAAUCCAAAGGCUUGUAAUGCAACUCAGGCAAUCCCCGAAUUCAACUGGUACAUCAGCAUACGACUUAAUGUUUGGAAGGAGUGUACGAACAAACCUCGCAAUAAUUGUUCCAACAUUAGAACCGAACAAAUUUCAGAACAAGGGACUCCAAGUCGGUAUAAAAAGGAAUUUCAAAGUUGGAGAUAAGGUUCAAGCGCGGGUAUAUGUCAAUGGAUCAUCCAAGUGGUACUCGGGCUAUAUAACUGAAAAGCAAGGACACGUAAUGUACGUAGUUCAGCUGGAAGAUGGGCGAAUAACUAGAAGACAUGUUGAUCAGCUGAUUCUUCGCAGAGUGCCUCAGCACAGUAAAUAG